Oncorhynchus tshawytscha (Chinook salmon) is the source of this 2040-nucleotide messenger RNA. RefSeq names its product ALG8 alpha-1,3-glucosyltransferase (gene alg8). Bases 5 to 1573 code for a protein of 522 amino acids. Gene Ontology annotation, biological process: protein N-linked glycosylation. Gene Ontology annotation, molecular function: dolichyl pyrophosphate Glc1Man9GlcNAc2 alpha-1,3-glucosyltransferase activity. The transcript is spliced from 13 exons. Lineage: Eukaryota; Metazoa; Chordata; Actinopteri; Salmoniformes; Salmonidae. The record is from RefSeq and is a predicted model, not a curated record. Gene Ontology annotation, cellular component: endoplasmic reticulum membrane.
UGUCAUGGCGACGCCCAGAGCAGACGACUGGAGUUGGUUUCCUGCAUUAGCACUCGGCGUUUCUUUCCUGAAAUGUAUUUUGAUAAACGCAUAUCAUUCCACAGACUUUGAGGUUCACAGGAACUGGCUCGCCAUCACUCACAGCCUUCCUGUGUCAAAAUGGUACCAUGAGAACACCUCAGAGUGGACCCUGGACUACCCUCCUUUGUUUGCCUGGUUUGAGUAUAGCCUGUCCCACGUGGCUCAGCAUUUUGACAAGGAGAUGCUGGUGGUGCAGAAUCUCAUCUACACCAGUCCUGCUACCAUCCUUUUCCAGAGGCUCUCUGUCAUCGUGACGGACAUAGUCUUCAUUUACGCUGUCAAAGAAUGCUGUAGAAGUGUGAGAGAAGAAAAGGGUUCCAAGGACCUCCUGGGGCAUCCAUUUUUCAUCCUGGCAGCUCUGCUUUUGUGGAACUUUGGCCUCCUCAUCGUUGACCACAUUCAUUUCCAGUACAAUGGAUUCCUGUUUGGAAUACUACUGCUAUCAGUGGCAAGACAUUUACAGGGCAGACACCUGGAGGGGGCGUUGCUCUUCACUGUUCUCCUGAACCUGAAACACAUCUACCUGUACAUUGCUCCUGCCUACGGGAUCUUCCUGCUGCGGAGUUACUGCUUCACCAAGGACAACACAGAUGGCUCUGUGAGAUGGAGCAGUUUCAGUCCUGUUCGUCUGGUAGCUCUGGGAUCUAUCGUGAUCUCUGUCGGCGCCCUGUCCUUUGGUCCGUUCAUUGCUAUGGGCCAGCUCCCCCAGGUCCUUUCCAGACUCUUCCCCUUUAAGAGGGGCCUGUGCCACGCCUACUGGGCCCCUAACGUCUGGGCCCUCUACAACAUGGUGGAUAAAGCUCUGUCUGUGCUGGGUGUGCGUCUGAAGCUGUUGGAUGUGGCAAAGCUUCCCAAAGCCUCAAUGACUGGUGGAUUGGUGCAGGAGUUCCAGCACUCCAUCCUCCCCUCCGUCUCUCCCUCCAUCACACUCAUCUGCACUCUGCUCUCCAUAAUGCCUGCAGUGUUGAGUAUCUGGUGUCGUCCGCGUGGUGCCCGGGGGUUCCUGCGCUGCCUGGUGGUCUGUGCCCUGGGCUCCUUCAUGUUCGGCUGGCAUGUCCACGAGAAGGCCAUCCUCAUGGCCAUACUGCCCUUCAGCAUACUAGCAGUUGAGAGCAGAGAGGAUGCUGGGAUCUUCCUGAUGCUGACCACCACGGGGCAUUACUCUCUGUUUCCACUUCUCUUCACUGCAGCAGAGCUGCCCAUUAAAGUCCUGCUGAUGCUGCUGUUCACGCUCUACAGCUUCACCUCCUUAAAGAAACUGUUCAGGGGUUCCCUCCUUAACCCUCUGGAAACCACCUACCUCCUGGGCCUGGUUGCCGUAGAGAUCCUCUGUGAGGUUGUUUACCCUCUGUCGCCGUGGCAGCAUACCCUGCCCUUCGUGCCCCUGCUGGUGACAUCAGUGUACUGCUCUCUGGGAGUCUCUUACUCCUUCAUACGCCUCUACGUCUCUCUAUUGAGGCAGCACGGGACAGACAAACACAAACAACUAUGAGACAGAGAGAGACACUAGUGAGUAGUGACCAAUUCACAAUCAACCCCUUUGUUGUAUCCCAAAUAGUAUACUAUUCCCUGUGUAGUGCAUUACUUUUGACCAGGGCCAUAUAGAAUGUCAUUUGUGAUGCACUCUUUGUCUUACAUUGGUGUGUAAAGAAAAAAGGUGGUGUUUCAAACUUUCUGCGAUGCUGUUACUAGUCCAUCCAGAGCAGAUCUUCAAGUGUGCAUCUAUAAGUGUAGUUUCGGGAUGGGAAACACCAAGGAACAGUCACUUAUAAAUGCACACUCGAAGAUCGGCUCUUGAAGGAUGUAUCAUAGCAUGAAUAAUAUGUCUGUCUGAAUGUGUGAAAAAAAGAACUUGUACCAAAUGCAUCUCAAAUGACAAUGGAAAAGUGGGGAAAUAGUAUGGAAUGGGAUGAAGUUCAUGCUGUAUUUCUUAUGUUUACAAAUAAAAAGAUAAACAGA